CCCGUCACUUGCUUUGGAAAAUUAACGUUUUACGUUUUUGCCCGCCCUAAAUUUUGAGUACCCAAGAUUUUUUUAGUGAUCCAAUAUUCAUAAUGGCUUCCAACAACACCGGUCGAGUGCAUGAGGGCAAGGUUGCGAUUGUAACAGGUUCAGCACGAAGCAUUGGUGCUGGUAUUGCAAGAAACCUCGCAUCUAAGGGUGCCAACAUCCUAAUCAGCUAUCUAACCGAAGGCUCUGACAGCUCUGCUGCUGAACUCGCAGAAGAGCUUACUAAGAAUCAUGGAGUUGUUGCCGUGCCAUGUCGAUCUGACAUCUCUACACCUGAAGGCUGUGCAGCCAUCAUUGAGGCGUGUAACUCAAAGAUGCCACCAAAUGCCAAAACCAACAAGCUACAAAUUGAUAUCCUGAUCAACUGUGCUGCUAUUAUGAUUGGCAUUGGUCCUCUUGAAUCAGUUACGCACGCGGAUUUUAUCAAGUCGUACGAGACCAACGUGCUAGCUCCUAUCUUGCUUACAGGAGCAUGCAAGCCAUACCUACCAACAGAUCGAUCUGGAAGAAUUGUGAACGUCUCCAGUAUCGGACAAAAGGUCGGCACUCCAUACUUGACGCUUUACAAUGGAACGAAGGGUGCACUUGAGGCUAUGACAAGAACUUGGUCAAGAGAAUUGGCUGAGAAUGCCACCGUCAACACUAUCAACCCUGGUUCGGUACUUACAGAUAUGUUCCGUCAAUGUAGCGACGAUGUGCUUGCAGCUCAAGCACAAUGGAGUCCGUUGAUCCCACUGUCAGGUGUACGUGAGUGGGAUACCGAAGAGGUCAAGGCAGUUGGUAAGAAAUGGGGUGGUCGUCCAGCAUACGUCGAAGAAAUCGCUAGCGUUGUCGGUAUGGUUUGUAGUCCAGAGAGUGCAUGGAUGACUGGUAGUGUUGUCAGUGCCAACGGUGGUCAAUGUUUCAGCACUUAAAUGUUUAGUAUCGUGUAAAUGUCAACGUUUAUCCAGAAUACAAAUUGAUUAGUGUUGGCUAAAACGUUAGCGUUGAGUAAUUACCAAGUAACAGACAAGCUAGUCUUGAAAUUUGACUGGAUUUCAUGUACCUGAGCUAAACGCUUUCUUAACUGUGCAGGCGGUACCUUUAAGAGCACCUUGUCUGGUU
Botrytis deweyae is the source of this 1152-nucleotide messenger RNA. RefSeq lists its product as uncharacterized. The record is from RefSeq and is a predicted model, not a curated record. Bases 93 to 962 code for a protein of 289 amino acids. The transcript is spliced from 2 exons. Gene Ontology annotation, molecular function: oxidoreductase activity. NCBI's taxonomy places the organism in Eukaryota, Fungi, Ascomycota, Leotiomycetes, Helotiales, Sclerotiniaceae.